Prorocentrum cordatum is the source of this 755-nucleotide messenger RNA. Lineage: Eukaryota; Dinophyceae; Prorocentrales; Prorocentraceae. The record is from the annotation of a GenBank genome assembly.
GGCGGCCCGGGCAAGGCGAUGACCUUCAGGGAGCAGGGCGUCUUGCUGCAUGAGUCGAUCGGCAAGGAGCCGAACUUGAUAUCCGUGCCCACUGCGCUCUUCGAUGUCAUCAACGGUGUUCUAGACUUCUUGGCUGGCCUGUGGCCCGAGAAGCUCUCGGACGUGGCAGAGUACGGCAAGAUCGGGAAAUACUACGCGACAGAAUGUAUGCUGGUGCUGGACAAGGAGACCGGCACGUACAGAGAAGACCUGACGCCGUCGUACGGUCGCACGUCGUUGCGGGACUUCCUCACCGAGGCGAUGAAGGAGGGCAGCACGCUGAUGGAGUCGCAGCGGCUGGGGGAGCAGGGCCUCGGCGCCCGGCUCGGCGUGGACGCGGAGUGAGCCGCCACCCUCCUUUGCCUCCUCCCGGGUGUAGCUAGGACCCUAGGUAAGGGGACCCGGCCAGGGCACCGGAUCCUGCAGGAUCCUGCGAAGACCCCCUCUGGCUGACCCCGGGUUAGCGAGCCGCUCGUUGCCGCGAGGCGGCCGCGCAUAUUGGUUGACCCGGGUUUGCGAGGCCUGCGUUGCAGUUUUUGUGUUCUUGCAUUGCAGUUUUUGGUUUCCUGCUGACCCGGGUCUGAUUGACCCGGGUUAGCAGAUCCCCGACUUGCAUUCUCCCCGCCGCGCCCCCGUCCGCGGCCGGCGUUCGGGGCUGGGUGCUGGGUGCUUUUUCAAACGAGCCCUGUUUUCUGUCGCAGCCGUUCUCUCCAGAA